Messenger RNA from Brienomyrus brachyistius, 4676 nucleotides. It is a transcript of the gene niban2a, whose product is annotated as niban apoptosis regulator 2a. The record is from RefSeq and is a predicted model, not a curated record. Lineage: Eukaryota; Metazoa; Chordata; Actinopteri; Osteoglossiformes; Mormyridae.
CCAGAAAGGCUGCCACGGGGGUGGAGGCGGAGGCGUCAGGGUGUGGGCGUGUCUCCGGCGCAGAGUCCGCAGCAACGCGUUCGGUCCCCAGAAGCGCAGAAGUAGCUGCCGUCGCUUGUGCGCUUGCAGAGAGGUGGGCGGCGGGAAGGCGUCCGGGGUAACCCCAGUCAGCCUCAGCUAUUCCGUUCUUUGCUCACCGGUGCCGGGCGUUUCUCUGAUACCAGCUGAAGGACUGCGAGUUUGGCUCCGAAGUUGUCGCCAUGGGGAGUGUAGUUUCCACUUACCUGGAUGAGAGCCGGAGGCAGAUGAUUACAGCGCACACACGAGAGAUACUGGCUGACUUCGGCCGCCUGUACGAUCAGCAGUACAAGGUGGCGCUGUUCAACAAGGUGCGCUUCGAGAUCGAGGGUGGCGGGGGCCCCCAGUCUCAGCUCCUCCAUCGCAAGGUCCCCUUGGAAGACAAAUCCAUUUUUUCCGGUGGGCUCUACCAGUACCUGGAAGACAGCAAGAAAUGGCGCAUUCGGUACUACUCCAUCCCCGACUCCUACAGCAUCGACUGCUACGAGAACAAGAUGGCUCACGAUAAAGGCCUCGGCCCCAAGGGAACCGUCAACUGCGCUGGCUACAAAGUGCUGUCUUCAAUGGACCAGUAUCUGGAGUUGCUGAAUAACAGUUUACCAGGUGUGAAAGCCAAGGCGGGUGGUCCCCCCUUCUUGAAAUGUGCCACGGCGUUCCCCCUGCUACUGUGGCACCCCUAUGCCCAGCAUCACUACUUCUGCGUGAUGACGGAGAAAGAGCACAAGAAGUGGCUGGCCGUCUUCCAGGACUGCAUCCGGCACGCCAAUAACGGUCUGUCAGAGGAGUGCAAGGUCCAGCCGCCGGCCUUCACGGACGCUGUGAGACUGUAUCGACAGGCGCAGGGGCAGUACGGCACCUGGGACAUGAUGUGCGGUGUGCCCCCGCAGAUCCUGGCCAACCUGGUGAUGGAGAGCCUAGUGCCCGAGCUCCAGAACCUGAUUGGGCCACGACUGAAAGGCAAACCCCAGCAGAGACAGAGGAACUGGAUGCUGAUCCUGGAUGCCGUGUACCAGCAGGUGCUAAGUCAAACCCGCAGCCAGUAUGAGGCUCUGGUGCAGGUCAACGAGUCAGGCCGGCCUGCCCUGGAGGCCUCGUUACGCACCGACAUGGACCAGAUCAUCACCUCCAAAGAGCAUGUGACUGGCAAGAUUCGGGCUCUGGUCCUGCCCAAGGCAGAUGAACUCCUGAGAAGCAACGUUGAGCCCUACAUCGGUUCCAUCCUGGAGGCCCUGAUGGACCCCACCAGCCGUGGCUUCGCAGAGGUCCGUGACGUCUUCAUCCGCGAAACGGUGGAGAUGAGCCACAACGUGGCGAAUGAUGACAGCAGAGAGAAGCUGGCGGAGCACAUGGAGAAGGUGUCCUUGCUGGCUUAUCACCCCGUGAAGAUGCAGAGUUGCUAUGAGAAGGUAGAGCAGCUGCAGCUGGAGGGUCUGCAGCAGCGCUUCGACGUCUGCAGCCCGUCCAUCUUCAUCCAGCGAGCGCAGAUCCUCAUGCGGGAGCAAAUGGACAGUGCGGUCUUCACCUUCGAGCAGCUCCUCAACCAGAGUCUGGAUGGACCGGAGGGAGAUGAUCUGUCUAAGAUCAUUAAUCGCUGCCAGGAAAGAGUCGUCAAGAAAUAUGACUAUGACAGCAGCACUGUACGGAAGCGGUUCUUCAAGGAGGCUCUGCUGCAGAUAAUCAUCCCCUACAUGCUGAAACAGCUGAGUCCUUCCUGCUCCGAGGAGCUGCCUCGAUUCCAGGAGCUGAUCUUUGAGGAUUUCUCUCGCUUCAUCCUGGUGGAGAACAUCUUUGAGGAGGUGGUGCUGCAGUCUGUCAUGAAAGACAUCACAACAGCGGUCCAUGAGGCAGCGGUCCAGAGGCGGCACAACCUCUUCCGAGACAGCAUGAUCCUGACCAACAGCGACCCCAACCUUCAACUGCUUGGGGAGAACCCAUCUAUUGACUGGGGAGCCCAGAGAGGGAGUGGGGGCGCAGAGGCCGCUGAGCUGUUCAAGAGACGGCGCCAAGUGGUAUCCAUGGUAAAGCUGGAUGAGAGGGAUCCCAGCUUACAGGUACCUGGUCAAGAUUGGAUUCCAGAAGAGGAGGGUGAGGAGGAUGGGGAUGAGGCCAGUCCGAGUCCCGCCACCAAUCUGGGCCUUGACUCCAGUCCCGGCCCUAACUCCAAUCUGGGCCUUGCCUCUAGUCCUGGCCCUGCCUCUAGUCCGAGCCUUGCCACCAAUCUGGGCCUUGCCACCAAUCUGGGCCUUGCCACCAAUCUGGGCCUUGCCACCAAUCUGGGCCUUGCCUCCAGUCCUGGCCCUGACUCCAAUCUGGGCCUUGCCUCUAGUCCUGGCCCUGCCUCUAGUCCGAGCCUUGCCACCAAUCUGGGCCUUGCCACCAAUCUGGGCCUUGCCUCCAGUCCUGGCCCUGACUCCAAUCUGGGCCUUGCCUCUAGUCCUGGCCCUGCCUCUAGUCCAGACCUUGCCUCCACUCUGAUCUCUGCCUCCAAUCUAAGUCCUGCCUUCAGCUUGGCCCCCGUCUCCAUCCCAGUCCCUGCUUCCAGUGCAGAAUCUGGCAUUAACCUGGACCCUGCCUCUAGUCCAGAUCCCACUGCGAUAUUGGACCCUGGAUCUAGCCUGGAUCCAACCUCUAGCCCAGACCCCAAUACCCAAAUGUCUCCAGACAGUGUGCAUGAGAUUCGUCAUCUCAUUAACCCCUUCCUGGAGGUGCUUGUGCCCGCUUCCGAGCUGGAUGGGUCACUGCUGCCCAAUGGGAUCAUUCCAAGUGGAGAUGGUGAGGACAGUGUGACCAAGCUGUGCACCACGGAGUGGAGCCCCCUACAGGAAGCUAAAGGUGUGCUUCCUGGAGGAAGUGGAAAAAUAAAUGAGGAUAAGAGCAAGAAUUUCCCCAAGGCUGAUGUACAGCUGGAAACCCCCAUGACUGGCACAGCGUUUGUACAGCCCACUGUGAAUCACCAAAAUGACAGCGGCUUUCAGUCCCCAUCCAGUGAGGUGCUGGACGACGAAGACCGUCAGCCAAUCUCUGAAGUUUUGAAAGCGGAAGAGUCCACUGUUUGUCCAGAGAUGGUGAAGGUGAUGUUUGAGAGUAGUGAUGCGGCUCCCCCCAUGGAGUCAGUGGCCUGAUCCUCUUGGCAACUUCUGAGUUAUUUUUUUUCCCUUAAGAAUUGCAUGACUCCCUCCUUCCUAUGUAAUUGUCUUUUUUUUUUAUGAAACAAGGUUGACCUUGUGGAGCUCAAACUCUGGAGUCAGUCUACGCUGCAGUUGUUCUCCCAUGAUAAUGCCAUCUUUUACUCCCUGUAUUGUUUUAAAGUUUUCGUUUAUGGAUUCUGGGAAUAACCUGUUUAUAGUUAACUGUCAUAGUACGCCCAUUAACAUCACGGAGUAUAUGAUUCUCCGAAUUGCUGUUGACCUCUGCUCAGUCACUAGGUGGGAGAUUUCGCAAUGCUGCAAAAGUAACACUAGGGGGAAGCAUGCUUGCGCACUCAUAGCCGUGUCCUCCGGAAAUUUGUGAGUGGUAUUUCACGAUGGUCCACCAGGUUAUUUAGGUUUGGGAAGACGGACCGUGCCAGAUCACGAAGGAAUGGUGGAGGUAACCUGUUUUUGUCACAUCAUCAAGGUGAAAGGUCUGCUGUGAUGUUAGCACGAGGUGUUUUCCAGUGGUGAACUAGUAAUUUCGAUGCAUGUUUUUCUCUCACAUUCAACUAAAACCCCAUUGAAAUGAUAAACACCAUAAACGGUGCAACUAAAGAUUCUGUUCAUAGCCUACUGAAGUCACAUUUGUUUCAUUCCCAGGUGGGUAACUUUUCACUUGAUGUGACGGGCAGGCUGGCUUAGUGGCAGUGAUCGGUGCCACUGGUUAACCAUUUAAUCGUUUUGGUGUUCUGCCACUUCGCAGUUGCGCAAUGCUUCUGAUAAUUAAUGAAUCGGUGGCUAGCGAAGGACUUUUGGGGGAAUGCUGAGAGAUUAGCAUGUAGCAGCGCAACAUACCAUCGGUCCCACUGAUACUAUUCAUCUGCUCGGUUUUAAGUGACUAACAUGCCUUACUGCUUUAGCCACGGAGCUUAGCCACAGUCUGCAUUUCGCUUCCUCAUCGUAAAGGAGCAAGUUUCUCAGCAAUACUCCUGACCUGAGUUUACUUUCCAAAUGGCUUGGGUCAACUGGUCCAGUGCUAACGAAUCCACUGAAACCAAGUAGACGAUGCACUUGCUAAGAGACGACUAUGUUUGUCGAUCGUAUACAUUCCCAAUAUACAUAGAUGUUUUUUUUUUUUUUUUUUAACUCCAGAGCGGUUUUUGUUUAGUAUUUUAUUGUGAGGGUACAGUACAGAGGCAUUUCUGAGCAGACGGGCUGCUGGGAAGUGCUUCUGUAUUCCGUUACUCUUUUAUUUAUUAAAUAUGAAGUGCCUUCUUCACAGCUUCUGCCUAACUCCCAGCCUUCUUUCACCUUUGUGCCUGGUUUAUAGGAGUGCUAUAAUAGUGCUUUAUUAAAACUAAUAUUAAAUCAGAUUUUGGAGUUAAUCUUGUCUUUUUUGGGGGGGCCAGAGUAUUUGGGAGGAACUUUAAACUAUUCUAUUAUCAAUAAAAUAUGUUCUAUACUGUC